AUGACAACAGCGGAAGAAGAAAUACGACGCCGAUUGUUGGAUGUAGCACCGGAACCGAAUGAAUCUCUACCAUUUCACGGUCGAGUUCGUUUAGCCCGGAGAAAAAAACCCGAUGCAUGGUAUAUCAAAGCCGCUGAAGGUCUUCUUCUUUGUCUCGGCAUCGGAUUACUUUAUGCAACUUAUUAUCAUUUCGAACAUGUGCAUUUCCAUGUCAAUCGUUUCUAUGCUAAUUUAGGUUACAAAGAAGCCCAGCAUAAUCUCGGACAUAGUUAUAUGCAUGGCGUGGGUGCUGAUCAUCAUUCGGAAUCAGCUGUUUAUUGGCUUAGACAAGCAGCGGAUCAAGGCCAUCCGAAAGCGCAGUAUAAUCUGGCGAUAUCUCAUUUACGUGGAUUUAAUACAGGUCUUCAACCGGGGGAAGCACGUAAGUUGAUUGAACAAGCUGCCAAAGCCGGCAUACCGGAAGCGAUCAAAACUUUGGAAACCAUCUGUGCUCAAGGUGGUUGUGAAAUUUAG
Adineta ricciae is the source of this 513-nucleotide messenger RNA. Lineage: Eukaryota; Metazoa; Rotifera; Eurotatoria; Adinetida; Adinetidae. The record is from the annotation of a GenBank genome assembly.